CUUGUCUCGUGCCGUGUGAAUGAUUUUUGCUCGUGGCCGCAGUUGAGGGAAGGCAAACGAUGGCAGCUGAAUCGCUAAGUGGAAAGCGGAAGCAUGAAGAUGCAAACCCACCAGGAAUGGCCGCACCUAAAUCGAUCUGUUUUCAGUUUUAUGCCCUUCCCAGUCCUGCAACCGUGACUCCAAAAGAAGAUGAAUGCCUUAGGCUUUGUCAGGCAGGGCUCGGCAUGAGAAAGGUGUCAUUGCCAGAAGAUGCCAAUCAUGUGCAGAUUGCUGAUAAACUCAGCUCUGAGUUCCCUAAACUCAAGGGCUCCUGGAAAUUGUACAAAGCUGCAGGGGGCAGAGGAAGAAGGCGGCUAACAGUAGUCAGCCCCCAGGUGGAAGGGUAUACAGCCUUACAGCUGAAGGGGGCAUCAAAUAGUGGGAAAUACAUGUUGUACAUAGUCCCAUCACAAGGUGUAAUAGAUGAUGCCCCCCUCGCCAAAAGAACCUUGGCAUUUCCAGGGGCAGCCAGUGGAAUGAGUGACCAGACAAGGCCAUUAACUCUUUUGGCCUCCCGUGCUGACAAAUUCACCGGCAGUGGGGAAGACUUUGAAGAUGAGUAUCAGGACUCGGACGAAGAGUGCUUCUCCAUGUAUGACUCAUCAAAUUACGAUACUGACUCUAUGGAUGAUAUGGAUAGGUGGUACGCCUCUUCAUCCGCCUCAUGGAAUUCCUCCCCUCUCUGUUGCAUGGGAUAUCAUACAAGCAUCCAUGGCCGUGGUAAUGCUGAGGGCCCGCGUUUUUACCAGCAGAGCAGCAGUGCAGCAGCAAGCACAUCAAAGGUUACGCCGGGGGAAGGCUGGAAGACUGUUGUAGAUCCCAGAAAAGCCCAUGAGCUUUUCACCCAAGAGCUCCUGAAGAAUAAGAAUGGGGAGAAUCAAUUUGUAGUGGACUUGAGGAAAGACAAGGAAGAUCAGGACUUGUCCUACAUGAGCUUCUAUAAACGCAACAAUGUUGACUGGGCAUUGCCAUUGAAAUGCACACUUGAAGGCAAGCUGCACAUAGUUAUGUCUGUCCAAUUUAAAUAA
Messenger RNA from Sardina pilchardus (European sardine), 1067 nucleotides. RefSeq lists its product as uncharacterized. Bases 60 to 1067 code for a protein of 335 amino acids. The record is from RefSeq and is a predicted model, not a curated record. The transcript has 8 exons. NCBI's taxonomy places the organism in Eukaryota, Metazoa, Chordata, Actinopteri, Clupeiformes, Clupeidae.